Aspergillus fischeri NRRL 181 is the source of this 1734-nucleotide messenger RNA. RefSeq names its product putative ribosomal assembly complex component Ipi3. The record is from RefSeq and is a predicted model, not a curated record. Bases 1 to 1734 code for a protein of 577 amino acids. Gene Ontology annotation, biological process: DNA-templated DNA replication; rRNA processing. Lineage: Eukaryota; Fungi; Ascomycota; Eurotiomycetes; Eurotiales; Aspergillaceae. Gene Ontology annotation, cellular component: nuclear pre-replicative complex. Gene Ontology annotation, molecular function: protein binding. The transcript is spliced from 2 exons.
AUGCUGUCUGAGAGCUUUAUCGCGUCAACAUUGACGUCCGUCAAGACGCCAGCAGCUGCGACCUUGAGAGAUGUGGGAAUAUGUGUGCAAGAGUGGCAGCCCGCUCUCAACCUACGCUCUACCUUCAAAAAAAGCUCAACAGCGGCCAAUUGCCUGGCUGUGAGUCCGUCACAUGUGUUUGCUGCGCAGUCAGAGAAAGCCAUCGUUCAUGUGUACAGCCGAGAGAAGGGAAACCAGGAAGCAAUUGUCCCUUUCCCGGAGCGCAUACGCAGCAUCGCGCUCGCGGGUGGGAAGAAUGGGGAUAUCCUGGUUCUGGGAACGGAAGGUGGACGGUUGAUUUUGUGGGAGACUUGCACCGGGCGACAAGUGGCUACGACAGCGUCGCAUUUACAACCAGUGACAUCGCUCGUGGUUGAUCCCACUUCCAACUUCAUUCUUUCGGGAUCGUCUGAUGCUAGUAUCCAUGUCUGGUCACUCGUUGAUAUCCUUUCAUUCACGAAACCUCCCUCGGGUCGGGACCGUCAGCAGCCAAACUCGCCCAUCCGUACUUUCUCAAACCAUCGCGCUGCCAUCACAUCCAUCGCUGUGGGCCAUAGCAGCGGUCGCUAUAACAUCGCUGUGUCCGCCUCCAAAGAUAACACCGCCAUUGCUUGGGAUUAUCACACGGGACGCCCCUUACGAACCUUCCUAUUGCCCGCCUCUGCAACCUGUUUGACUCUCGAUCCGGUCGACCGCGCAUUCUACGCGGGAUAUGAGGAUGGUAGCGUCCAGUCAGUUGACUUCUACAAGAGUCAGUCAAUACAGCAUACCCUACACGAUCCUUCAUUACAUUCCACUCCGUCACAACCAUCAGCGGAAGAUCGCUGGCUUGCUCCGUCCUCCGACUUCGGUGGUGUCCACUCGCUUUCUCUGUCCUACGAUGGAAUGACCUUGCUAUCCGGACAUCAAAACGGAAAGGUCCUGUCAUGGAAUGUAGCUCGACGGAAAUAUGCAUCGACUCUGGCAGAUUACACCCACCCCGUGACGAAUAUUAUUGCGAUCCCCUUGGAAGGACUGCCGUCUUCCGGAAACGAGUUGAGACGAGUAGCGCACACCAUCGUCAAGCCACGUUAUGACCAUGCUCUUUCAGAGUCUUCGGGUACGCCUGGCGCUGUCCCCGCUGACUAUACAUUCAGUACGCAUCUGCUCGCCUCUAACACAGCCCGGCUCACUUUAAGCGAUCAUCAAACAAAUCAAUUCUCUACAGCCUUGACACACGCUUUCUUCCCUGAGUCAAUGAUGGAAGAAGGUCUUGCGGAGCUUGCCGCUCUCAAACAUUCCGGGAACGACGGAAACCAUGUCUCGACGAUUUCGCAAUCAGUAGUCUCCCAGCAAGCGGCAAUUGUCGAUGACUCCCAGAUCGCAUCGUUGGAAGAGGAAAUUACCACACUAAAGAAGAAACUUGCCGUCAACCAGACGGCCCGCCAAGUUACCACGGAUGAGGUGACUAAACUGCGCUCGGACCUGGUCAGCCUGCAUGACUACGUCAAUGAGCUGCAUCAGAAGCAGGAACAGGCCCAUCGCGAAAAGCUCCUGCGUCAAGCUCGAAAGGAAGAGCGCGAGACUCGCAGGCGGGAAGCCUGGUUCGCUGCCGAGAAGAAAGGGAAGAAGGGUGAUGCCAUACUUCGGCGUAUGGAAUUGGAAGAGGAAGCUCAGACUAGCGAAACCGAUGAUCAAAGCAGUGACGAGCAAUGA